Molecule: messenger RNA, 343 nt
Organism: Grammomys surdaster
Lineage: Eukaryota; Metazoa; Chordata; Mammalia; Rodentia; Muridae
Product: developmental pluripotency-associated protein 5A-like
Exons: 2
Coding region: 64-321 (85 amino acids)
Biological process (GO): regulation of gene expression
Cellular component (GO): cytoplasm
Molecular function (GO): mRNA binding
Source: RefSeq, a predicted model, not a curated record
CUCUUCUAUUUCACCGGUGCCUCACGGUGCUGUGUCUGACUGGCUCAGAGGCAUGACAAGGACAUGCUCCCCGCUGCUCUCAGAGAAGGAUCUCGAAUGCCUCACAUCGAGCAGGUGAGCCGGGUCACGUUUGAGCUGAAGACGCUGGAAUCUUCUGAUCUUACCGAGAUCUUAAUUUAUGGCUCUGAACAAAAGAAGUUUCGGACUAAAUGGAUGCUUCAGUCCAUGGCUGACAGGUACCGCCUGCGCCAGGAAAGAGGCAUGCUCAAGCUGGAGGAAGGCACGAAGGUCCUGGAACUAGACCAGUGUUCCAAGAAGUGAAGCAAGUCAUUGUGACUCCCAC